AUGACAAGAUUAUGGGGAAACUACUUUCGAGUUAUCAUCGUUCUUACCAGUUUUAUGUGUCUCGUAUCCGUUUGCUCAAAUUAUAUCAUUAUCAAUUUCACAUUUAUCUGCAUGAAAGAUGAUUUUACUCAGACGAGAAUUCUCAAUGGGACUGAAAAAAGUUUCUACGACUACACUCCAACUGAAAAGAAGUAUAUUUUAUGGGCAGUUGCACUUGGGACAGUUGUUGGUAUAUUCCCGAUGAAUGUUCUUUAUGUGAGGUUAGGAGCAAGAAUAGCAUUCUUCUCAGCCGGAGUUCUCUCUGCAUUCACAACGGGUUUGACACCUUGGGCAGCCAGUCAAUCUAUGUGGUUUCUAAUGGCUUUACGGUUUUUACAGGGAGUGGCCUACUCGGCUGACUUUGCCGCAAUAGGAAUAGUGAUCUCAAAAUGGGCGCCUCUCGACGAAACGGCUGUUUUUAUCGCAACACUCACUUCUUUCACCUCUAUUUCGUCCAUUAUUACCAACGGAGUGAGCGGAGUGAUUUGUGAGAGUGAUUUGGGAUGGAAGUGGAGCUUCUAUUUCCAUUCUGCUGCAUGUCUUUUUGUGUUUAUCACAUGGGCGUUGAUAUACAAAGAUGAUCCAACAUUACACAAAAGCGUCAGUGCAAAAGAGCUUGGAAAAAUUCAAAAGAACAAAUCAGAAGCUCAUAUCAACGACGAUAUGAAGAUUCCAUAUGUGAAAAUUUUCACGAGUCCAGUCGUUCUUACUGUAUGGUUGUGUGCAUUCACAGAACUUUCGACGCUGAUUCUGAUUGCCACGUAUGCACCGAUCUAUUUCAGAAGUGUGUUAGGAUUCGAUAUCAAAAUAAUUGGGUUCUACUUGGGUAUUAUGCUGGCAAUUCACCUUCCAUUCCGCUUUGUAUGCGCAUUUUUGAGUGAUAAAACAAAGCGAUUAAUUGAUUCUGCCUCUAAUCAAAAAAUCUAUUCCAGAUGCAUCUCCGAAAUGAAGAAAAUUCAUAUUUUCAACACGUUGGCAGUUGGAUUCGUUGGAAUUUCAUUUAUUGUGUUUAGUCAAAUCCCACCAGAACACAAUAUAUCAGCAGUUGUUUGCCUUGCUAUUCUCGAAUGUUUCACCAGUUUUAAUUGUGGAGGAUUCUAUAAAUGUGGAACCUUGCAUGCCAGACAAUUCUCUUCGAUUGUGAUAUCUGCGAUCCAAUUCACAAAGUGCAUUUCUCUAUUCUCUGGACCUGCCCUGGUUGCAUUUUUUGUGACAGAUGAGAAAAAUCAAGUAGAAUGGAGUUAUGUCUUCAUGACACUCGCUGGAUUUACUUUCUUGGCAAACGUGCUCUCGUUCAUCUUCUUCACCGAUCAACCAGCCAAAUGGACGGAAGACGGAGGCGUUGUGAAGUAUUCAAAGGAGAAAGAAGCCGUGAAAAUCUAG
Molecule: messenger RNA, 1422 nt
Organism: Caenorhabditis remanei
Lineage: Eukaryota; Metazoa; Nematoda; Chromadorea; Rhabditida; Rhabditidae
Exons: 10
Coding region: 1-1422 (473 amino acids)
Biological process (GO): transmembrane transport
Molecular function (GO): transmembrane transporter activity
Source: RefSeq, a predicted model, not a curated record